GUUCAAAUUCAUGUCCAAACUUCAUAAUAAAAAUGUGGAUCUAUCCUGAGGGUGCACCGAGAGCUAUUAAAUUGAAAGCCGACGUAUCUUUGGUCGAGGACUUAGACGAUUUAGCUGGUGUUCUCACGCAAGAGAUUAAUGUGUUAAGAAAUCUCGACCCACAACAAUUUGUAUUCUUAGAUAAUGAAAAUCGUCGUCUUGCUUCAGGCACUGACAUAACACUUAUUCGUACUACGGAUAAAGUUCCACUUAUCGUUCGGUAUCAGCUCUCAGAUCGCCGAAUUUCUGUAGAUUUCAGAUAUUCACGUAAAUCAGGCAGUUGUAAAAUACCGCAUUCCAGUGGUUCCUUUAGUCUACUGAAAGAAGAAGUUAUGAAACAGUUCAAUGAUUUACAGGAAUACGAUAUCUAUUUUUUACAUGAGAUGUCAAGUACAAAUAUUCGAGACACAUUUAAUUUUAACUAUUUGAUAAUUAAUGAUGCCCAAUUAAAGAGCAAUGAAUAUCAACUUAGAUUAAAAGUCAUGAUCGAAGGUAAAAAAUCAUUCAGUGAAUGGGAACUUAACGAAGUGCUUGCAAAAGUAUUAGGAAAUAAAUAUCUCGCUGUUAAUCAGAUGCCAGUCCUUGACCUUCAAAGACUUCCCGUAGCGACACUUAGUAAUAAAAAUUUAAAAGAUUUUUCUAAGGAACUUCAGAGAGUC
This is a messenger RNA of Rhizophagus irregularis DAOM 181602=DAOM 197198, 698 nucleotides long. RefSeq lists its product as uncharacterized. NCBI's taxonomy places the organism in Eukaryota, Fungi, Glomeromycota, Glomeromycetes, Glomerales, Glomeraceae. The record is from RefSeq and is a predicted model, not a curated record.